This is a messenger RNA of Chilo suppressalis (striped riceborer), 1463 nucleotides long. NCBI's taxonomy places the organism in Eukaryota, Metazoa, Arthropoda, Insecta, Lepidoptera, Crambidae. The record is from the annotation of a GenBank genome assembly.
UGUUUAUUUUGUUAUUAACAGUGAGAAAUAUAAAGAAGAAUCAAAAACAUCUCAUAUAGUGAUGGUGUAAAUAGUUAAAUUAUAUUAAAUAAUAGUUAUGCAUUAUUUUAAAAUCAUGGGUUACCGGUUGAUGUGUGUUGUGAUUUCAUUGCAUUUGAGUGUAGUCUUUUCAGAAGACUGCCAAACGCCUUUAGGAGUGACCAGUCAGUGCGUCUCUUUGUACGACUGCCCACAACUCCUGAGUGCAUUUAACCAGCGGCCGCUGCCCAAUCGAGUGGUCACCUUCCUGAGAUAUUCGCAGUGCGGUUUCGAUGGGUACACUCCGAAAGUCUGCUGCGGUCCGCUACCAGAAGACCAGGGAGGUGAUACUACGAGAAGACCAGCCGUGACCACACCACCAAUAGGGACAGAUGUAGAACCUGCGAAUGGAGAGGAUUCUUCUCCCUCCGGUCGUGGCGAGUGCGGGGUCGAUACUAACGGAGAUCGGAUAUAUGGUGGACAGUUUACGGAGCUAGACGAAUUCCCGUGGAUGGCGUUAUUGGGGUACAGAAAACCUGAUGGAAGAAGGACGUAUCAAUGUGGUGGUGUGCUCAUCAACCAUCGCUACGUGUUGACUGCAGCGCAUUGUGUCACCGGCGCUGUGGAGACAGAAGUAGGACAACUAGUCUCUGUACGCUUAGGCGAAUAUGACACUCAAAGCGAAAUAGACUGUAGCGAUGGCGUUUGCGCAGAACCGCCUCAAGAGAUCGCUGUGCACCGGUCAUUCCCACACCCAGGGUAUUCAGAUAGAAAUAAGAACAAAAAGGAUGAUAUCGGAAUGGUCCGACUUGCUAAGAGAGCGAGAUAUACUUAUUACGUGCAGCCUAUUUGUUUGCCCGACACAACGACCAGAGUGGGACCUGGAUUCGAAGUAUUCGUGGCCGGUUGGGGAAAAACCUUACAAGGUACUAAUAGCCCCGUCAAGCUGAAGCUAGUGUUGCCAGUAUUCGAAAAAAAUGACUGCGUGAACAAAUAUAAAACGCUUGGUGCCAAUCUUGUGAGCGGACAGUUAUGUGCCGGCGGUACCUUCUCCAAAGACGCGUGUAGAGGAGACUCGGGCGGACCUCUGAUGAUGAAGAGGCCGGAAGGCUCCUGGGUGUCAGUUGGCGUCGUAUCGUUCGGCUACGGCUGCGGCAGGGACGGGUGGCCUGGAGUGUACACGUCGGUAGCAGCUUACAACGAUUGGAUUCAAUCCAUUUUAACUUCCACCAACCAAUAGGGACAGCGAUAGUUAAAGAACUUACCUGGACGAUUUUCUCUCCUGUAAAUCUAAGAUUUCUUCCUUUGUCGAUUGUCCCGUGUCAGCUUUCUUCCUGUACCUUCUGUUACAUUUUUUGUAUCGUCACAAACCUCUGUCAACUUUAUUUAUAAAAUGUUUCUACGAUCUGAUCAAAAGACUUAUUUUAAUUACAUCCUUUGAGAGA